This is a messenger RNA of Necator americanus (New World hookworm), 1263 nucleotides long. RefSeq lists its product as uncharacterized. Bases 1 to 1263 code for a protein of 420 amino acids. Gene Ontology annotation, cellular component: proteasome storage granule; proteasome regulatory particle, base subcomplex; nucleus. The record is from RefSeq and is a predicted model, not a curated record. Lineage: Eukaryota; Metazoa; Nematoda; Chromadorea; Rhabditida; Ancylostomatidae. Gene Ontology annotation, biological process: proteasome-mediated ubiquitin-dependent protein catabolic process. The transcript is spliced from 9 exons.
AUGCAGUUCAUCAUUAGUAAUUGGAAGUCACGUGUGGGAGGACCAGUUGAUGCGAGCGCAUUCCUCAAAUCGUUGCGAUCAUCACGCUCACCUGCGAAGGAAAAGGAAGUACUAAUUGAUUUAUUUGAUGACUGGGACGUUCUCACAAACACUUGGUUUGAGGUUGCCGACUGCGCCAGUUUUAGUGAAGAACUAGCUGAAGAUAAGUCGUUUCCUGCUCGACAGAAAGCCGUAUUAUUGGCUUCCAAGGUCGCGUUCUGCUUGGAGGACUACGAGAAUGCCCUAAACUUCGCCUUAGCUGCUGACACCCAUUUCAAACUUACUCCUAGGCCAAAGUCAAAAACUGUUGGGGGGAAAAGGAUGAUGAGUGAUUCUACCAACCUUCUUAAUUGGGAAGUUAAAGUACAACUUUGGGGUUCUCGUACCCUGACUCCGGCAAUGCGAUCGGCAACGUACACGUCCAGGACGUUCUGCCCCUUCAAAUCCUUGGUAUAUUCCUCUCUAUCAUCAGCGUCGCAGGUAACAUCAGCGCAUCCCAAUCGAGAUAACUUGGAUUGGAUAAGCAAAGCUACAAACUGGAAUAAGUUUAACGCAGUGGCUACACUGGGUCUUAUCCACAAGGGUCACGAGUCAGCAGCUAUGAAACUUUUGGAGCCAUACUUGCCCAAAUCUGAGGCCGAUCAGUUCGGAUUCAAGGAAGGUGGUUCAUUGUUCGCUCUUGGUGAGUAUAUUCAAAGGGCAGCGACCAGAGACUUGCGAAUCCCCAGAAUGGUCGCUGCAGCAGCAGACAAUUGUCCUAACGAAAAUCAGAUGAUGGCAGCAGCAUUACAUGACAAUAUGAAGCCGUCCGAGCUUGCAAGGCUUUGCAAAGAGACGGUAAAGGAAGACCUCAAAGAGAGAAGAGCAGAUGUGCUGGCUGAAGCUGCAGAGGAGGGGAAAAGCAUCCGCUAUGCCCGUGAAGACUUCGCCAGUCGCAAGACGAAGAUGACUGCUCUCCGGAACCCGAAGGGAACAACCAUUGAAUCGAAAAGGGGAAUGGAGAAAAUCAUCAACGACUUCUACUCUGAUCUCUGGCAAGGACAGCCAUGCGAGCAAGCAGGGUUUCGAAAAGGAUUCAGCACGAUUGACCACACUCACACUGUUUCGAAACUCAUCGAGGUAUCACGAGAGUACAAGAUGCCGCUCUGUCUCACCUUCAUCGACUUGAAAAAGGCCUUUGACUCAGUUGAGACGGAAGUGGUCGUGGAAGCCUUGGACAAAUAA